AUGCGACCACCGACGAAAACCUUGCUGCUCCUCGUGGUCGCCUUCCUUGGAACGACGACGGCCGUCGCCGACCAAGUUGCGGCCGCCGACAGCACCGACAUUGCGAACCAAAUUGUUCAGCAGCUUCAAACCCUUGGUCAUCACAAAUACCCUAGUUUGAGUUCACCCCGUUCUGCAAACCACGCUUCGGCCAGCAAUAUUCACUACGAUGCGUCGCCCUAUUACGAGCCUUACGGUGGCAGCCCGCACGAUACGCCCACGUACAUCAAGUUCCAAGAGCCGGAGCCCACCAUGGACCCCAACAUUACGCCCAGUGGGAUUAACGUGAACGCCGCCCUCGGUUACAUCUCCUAUCUCGUUCUGCUCGUCCUGCUGCAGGGUGCCGUGGAAGGAGUGGCUGCACGUUCGUCUCGGCGCCGCCGAUCCGUGCGAUCUUUGGGAGGCGCGAGCAGCGAAGACCUCUUGGGCCGCGGUCUCGAGCUUAUGAACGACAUGGGCCUCCUGAGGGCCGAGAGUCUGGCCACCCUUCCCGAGAGCGUGCUCGCCGCCCUCGGCAAACAGGUCGAGCUGCAGCACAAAUUCGGCUCCAAAAAGGUGCAGCGAAUGCUCAAGAAUAAGAAAAAUAAGAUGUCGAACAAACAGAGCGCAUGAUUUGCAUUUUCGUGCUUGUUGGUUUUCCUAAUUUAUUGUUUUUCAUGCCUAAUUUAUGUUUUGGUACCUCGACAGAGACGGCAGUUUUUGUUUGGAGUAAAAAUAUACUUAAUAAAAGCAAGGUGCACACGCCGUGAAA
This is a messenger RNA of Neocloeon triangulifer, 790 nucleotides long. RefSeq lists its product as uncharacterized. The record is from RefSeq and is a predicted model, not a curated record. Bases 1 to 651 code for a protein of 216 amino acids. Lineage: Eukaryota; Metazoa; Arthropoda; Insecta; Ephemeroptera; Baetidae. The transcript is spliced from 5 exons.